AUGGGAAAGCCGUACCCCAAGUCACGUUUCUGUCGGGGUGUCCCAGAUCCAAAAAUCCGAAUCUAUGAUCUGGGCAGGAAGAAGGCUAGCGCAGAUAAGUUUCCACUCUGCGUCCACCUGCUGUCGAACGAAUACGAAAAACUGUCUAGUGAAGCACUCGGGGCUGCUCGCAUCUGCGCCAACAACUAUCUCGUGAAAUACUGCGGCAAGGAUGCUCUCUAUCUACACAUGCGUAUAGACCCCUCUAAGCAAACCGAGUCACCAUCUACGGAGGACGAGGAGGCGAAAAGAUCUCUAGAGGAUAUCAUCGAACAGGAGGAACUAACUGAACUCUUCUCAACAGUAAAUCUGGAUUUCCCUGCCUGCUCGGUUUCUGAGGCCGCGGUCAGCCUUCUUGCGCGAGUUAAUCAGGUCAUAGAUCAGGCGGAGGCUAUGCUUACUUUCAAUCUCGAAGAUUCUGGCGCUAAAGUCGAAGAUACUGAUCCCAGUCUGGUCAGACGGGAGUCAACUGCAGAUCUUAUCCAGUCUCUCCUUACCCUGGUUCCCCGACUUAUUUUUCUCUAUGUUCACACCGUCUAUUACGAUGACUGCAUUUAUCUCGCACACGAGUGUCUCACUUUGGGAAAACUGAGACUGUAUCCUCUAGCGGACAGAUUGCUGAAAGCAAGGGGGACUGCCGACGUGGAGGGCGACGAUGGAGAUUUUUACCUGUUCUCCCUGGCCAGCUGUUCGACCAUACAGUUGGUGUCGCAACUACGAGAAGCCGGAACAUCGGUCCUGAUGGAGCGACUUCGCGAGCAGCGUAAUCAGCUUGAGGAGCAGUUUAAGCUCUCCAAGGGACUACGUGAGUCCGCGACGACUGGUUCGAAUGACUGUCAACAGGCAAUUGUAGCCUGUCUCUCCUUGAUUCUGCGUAUGUCAAAGGAACUAGAUAUCAUGCCGAUGUCUGUGUACCUCAGAUGUCUCGGCGGCUUCUAUCCUCUAUCGCCUUUUUCUCUUCCCAUGUUAGUUGGAGUAAUGUUUUUUAGGCAGUCACCUGGGCUUGCUGGCGUUCCGAGCACUUUCGUCUUCGUGUCUUCCGAAAACUAG
Molecule: messenger RNA, 1089 nt
Organism: Dibothriocephalus latus
Lineage: Eukaryota; Metazoa; Platyhelminthes; Cestoda; Diphyllobothriidea; Diphyllobothriidae
Source: the annotation of a GenBank genome assembly